UUCUGCUUUAAUCUCAGGGGGGAGACUUUCCAAUAAAACAUAGGCCUCUGAUAUGGCCUUCAAUUUAAGCUGCUUACGCUUCGCCGUUACUUCUUUAAUGGGCCCCCGUACCCCCUCCUCAUGCUGCUGCCAGUUGGCCAGUGUGUCAUGGGUCCCUUGUACGGCCUCCCUUUGCUGCAUGUCUCCAGUGUACAAUCUGCCAUGUGCCACUUUCAGGUCUCCUCUCUACACUGCUGUGGGUUCCAUUUUGUCAUAGGGUGCUGUAUGGCCUCCAUUGCUGCUGCCUCAACCGCCACACUGUGGCUCCACACUCUGGUUUUGGCCCCGUGACUGCCAAAAUGAGUGAAGUGUGCGGUGAUUCUAAGAUCGACGGCACUCAUCUGCAUGUCAUACUG
Staurois parvus is the source of this 395-nucleotide messenger RNA. Lineage: Eukaryota; Metazoa; Chordata; Amphibia; Anura; Ranidae. The record is from the annotation of a GenBank genome assembly.